Messenger RNA from Misgurnus anguillicaudatus (oriental weatherfish), 930 nucleotides. Lineage: Eukaryota; Metazoa; Chordata; Actinopteri; Cypriniformes; Cobitidae. The record is from RefSeq and is a predicted model, not a curated record.
UACUUUCAGACGGUGGCAUUGGUAGCUGAUGAAGUGAUAAAAUUAGAAAUGUUUCCUGAAGUUGUGGAUUACAAAACUUGCCGGGAUGAGAUGCUUCAAAGAGUCAUAAAACCAGGAGGUCUGCUGCAAAGAGAGCUCAACAACAAUAUAGAUUUUAGGUCGAUGUGGAAAGCUAAUGCAACAUGUGAGAUGAAGAUUCCAGGUGGAACACAAGAGCACAUGGCUGCAUUGAAGAGUUAUGCAGAUGCUAAUAGAAAAUUUCAUAAAUCUUUCAACACACAACUUUAUAACAAGGGCACGAACAUCACAAUGUACCGAGAUCAGUUUUCCUUCAAAUCUCUUCACUUCCUACUGACAGAUGGCAUGCAACUUUUAAGAAAAGAAAACAUGCCAUGUCGUAAUGUGUAUUCGGGCACAGAGAAAAAGUACAAUAUAGCAGUUAAAGAUUUAAUCAGAUUUGGGAGUUUUUUUCCAGCACAUCUGUCGUUUAAUGUUGCAUUUGAGGAUGCAGUAGACAGCGAUGGGACCAUUUUUAACAUCACUUCUUGUACUGUGAUCAACCUUGAUGAAACUUGGUGUAAGUCAGAGGAAAUCGAUCUGCUAAUAUCCCCCAAUGAAGCUUUCGAGGUUGAGGACAUCAGGAAAGUUGGCCCUAAAGAUGAAAAAAUGACAAUGGUCAUCUUAAAGCCAUCUGCUUUUCCCAGCUCUUUCGACUGUAGCUACCUGUUCAGCUCGUCCACAUCUGAUGAAUCCUCUUCUAAUUUGCUGAGUUCCAGAUUAAUGAACGUGAUGACUCCCUUUUUGAUGGUGUGCAUGCUGUAUACACACUGACUUUGUAAUAUAUAAAUAAUUCUGUAUUGUCUUCAAAAUGCCUAAACUCAUAAAAAUUAAAAGCAUCAUUCAUUUUCCUUAAAAAAAUACCAUGUUUUU